CGGGGCGCACGUUUCGUAACUAGUCGGCUGUGAAAGAUGGACCCGGUUGACGAUCCGGAUGUAACAAUGUCCCGAGCCAAUGGUGAAGCACAGAUUGAGGAAAUAGUCUUCCAAGCAACCGAAUCUAGUGGACCAGACUCAACUCGACCAGGAAGCACCUGUGACUCACAGGGUCAACCAGCAACAUCAACGGCGCCUUCACUGAGUGCUUUAUCCUUAGAAGAGCGACUAAAACGAAUGCGUGCAGCAGAGGAACUCAGACAGCAGCAGAGGUACGCCGCCUACGUGGAAUCGCAAAAGCAGGCCGAACAAGCUCGCAUAAAAGCACAAGAGGAACGGAGACGCAAAUUGGAAGAAAUGCAUCAGCGCGCUGAAGCACGCCGGUCAUGUGUUUUGCAACGUCGCCAGGAGCUUGAACUGUCAAAUAAGGCUCGGCUCGAACUCCUCUGGGAACGCUCUCGCACUCGUGAAUCCGAACACUCAACACACCGCCGAAGGUUCACAGAAAGUUCUGGAAUCCAACGAACAGCCAGUGCUUCACCAUCUGUUGGAUCAACUCGUAAUCCCAACCACUUGAUGACUACCUCCUGUGUGGUCGCCUUUGGUAGCAGUGCACCACGUUCCAUAUGUACGCAACCGAGUCCUGCUGCUUUACGUAGACAAAAAGCAUUUGAAGCCCGUUUAGCUAGCUAUCUCACCGGAAGACAUAGUGGAUGUUUCCUCACUGCCUCUGCCUCUCCUUACUACACCCAUCUGCUAGAUAGCAUCCACCAGCCCUUAAACCCCUCCACAGUAUCAUUUGUUGCUAUGCAGAAUAAUCAGGCAAAGGGACGGGCUAACUCCAGUCGUCAUAGACGCGCUGUUUCGGCCCAUGCGUCUAUUUUACGACAUACCAAAGCGUCGCUGGCUCGCGCGGACCGUGCUGCCGCUGCUUCUCCAACAAGUUUCAUUGCACACGGGGUCUCUCCCGACUCCUUACACAUCGAUUCGAAAUCCGAGUCAGUGACGACGUCGAAACAUGCUAUACUUGGCAAGGCUGAGAACCAACUUUUUGUGACAUCCGAAGACGAAGUAUCCCAUAACCGAUCUGCAUCAUCGCAAGAGUGUAAUGCAAUCGGGCGACCAGCCCCACAACCCACCCGAAUGACACGACAACAGCCAGCGACAAAACCCGCUUCCGCGCGUUCCACUGUCGAAUCUUGCUCCAGUUCAAUGUUAGGUUCAAGCAGAUCCAGCUCAGUAGAUGCGCUACCGAAAAACUCCAAUUCAACCCACAGCACCUCCGGAUCUGUGUUCGAGCGGUUGGCCUCGCAAGUUCCAAGACGAAAUAUUUCUUCCAAAGUUGCUGCGGACCGUUCAGCUCCAGCGAAGCCACCAGCUACCUCAUCCGCCACUUCAAAGAAGCCCCCAGACGCUCUCAACGUCAAACGUCCCCCAAACACAAGAUCUAUUUCGAAGGCCAUGUCGGUUUCAGUCUACCAAGAUCGCACCGAAUGCAAAGCCUCGGUCAUCAACAAAAAACCCGCCCGUAAACGUUCUAUGUCACCUAAACCAAGACCAGCGCCUGCGGACGAGCCUACGGAGUUCUUACCUGACCUCAGCUCAGAUGUUGCUCCUACUGCACCUAAGGAUACCAAUGUCGAUCAAUCAGAAGUGCCAGAAGUUUCAGAACCGUCAAAUGAGCAGACGGAUGUCGGUUUCGACCAUCUGACUGUUACUGAUGAAUCGACAGAAGUUACGAACUCGACCAAACCUGAUUCCCCUGUCACCGAAACUCAACUCUACUCUCAACCCUUGAAAGCUGAAAUCCAAGGGUCUGGUGAAGGCGGCCUUUUGAAAGAAAGCGAAGCUGCAAUCUAUCGGGCAAAGUUCUCCGAACAACGUCGUUUGGCUAAGGAGCGCAAAGAGGAGGAACAGCGCCGUUUCCUGGAAGCGCAACAACAGUUGCAAUUGCAAGAAGCGGCCGCUCGCCUCGCUGCCGAACAAGCUGAAAGGGAACGAAUGGAACAGGCUGAGCGAGAGGCAGCUGAGGCACAAAGGUUGAAGGAUGAAGCUGAAAAGGCUAAGCUUCGUGCAGCGGAAGCCGAAAGACUUAUGAAGUUGCAACGUGCUGAAGAGGAACGUAUCAAACGGAAGCAGCGACUGGAAGAUAUAAUGGCACGAGUGAAGCAAACACCCAAACCAAGUGCUUCUUCACCACCCAGUUCGGCUUCAACUCCCUUCUUGUUCGGACAUGAGUCGCAUGCCCUGAAAACCGACACACCUCAGGGGGAUGCGUCCGAUUCGAAACUUUUACAGCUUGCAGAGACAGAUCUCGUUUUGACAACAGAGGGAGCCGGUGCGGACCACGAUAUCCCUGUUGCAGAUAAGGAGCCCCAUUCCAUAGCAGUUGCCUCGUCAGAAUCCACAGAAGCCCCUGUCUGCUUUACUCUCACAGAUAACUUGGAUCAAUCCAGGAAGCCUCAACAGGUAGCCGUGGAAUCCCCUAAUGGUGACUUUGCAUCUGAGGAUUUGGCUGUACAACCUGUCGAGAAUACUGAUUCCCACGUUAUCGACAGUUUGGAGGAUCACAUCACACCUGAAGUUCCCUCGACCGGUUCACCUGCGCCGCAAUCAGACGUAUCUCCUUCCGUUGUCUCUACACCAGGUUCUGUCCCCCUCAGCCCAAUUAAGCAGGUGUGCGACAACGUGGACGACUCCACGAUACACUCUGCCAAGCCAAGUGCUCCACAGUUCAAAUCUGCCCUUCUUCAGACAAUGCUCGGUGGUGGUCGACUAGCCACACGAGCUAAAGAUGCUGUUGCCGGGUUGCGGAGUCGUGCUUCGACCACCCAAUUGACCGAUAUUCAACCAAAUGGUGACCACAGUGAUGGCCGGUCUUUUCAAGGUUGGACAGAACCCAGCCCCUCUGGAGACGGUCUCGUAGGCAGAUUUCCUCAAACACAGGGCUCUCCGGUUUACGCGAGCCCCAAAGAAAUAAACGGAGACAUUCUUAAAUCGCCCCCGUCCUCCAUGGUCCAAUCAAUGUAUGAAGGAUCAAUCGAUCGGGUUCAUAUGAAUGGGUCGCGUGCCAACCUCAUCGAGUUAAAAGUCACAAUCCAUAUACCUAGUCAACAUGCCACCUACUUGGCCUCAUUCAUCCCGUCCCCGAUUCACAUGCGAAUCUCGCGCACAGGCCCAUCCAGUUAUUUGUUGGCCCAAUUCAUUGGUCCGUCAUUCCCAAACUUCUGUCUUCCGUCUUUUUGUUCUGUGUCGGCGUAUCUGCUGGAUACCUUCUCGCAUCUUCGGAACCAGCCUGAUCAACCUACUGGAGUGGUUGUCGCCUGCGCGUUUUGUGCGCGCAUAUUCUCCAUCACAAUCGAUUUUCCCCCGAUUUCUUAGUUAAUUCAUUCAGUCUUCUACCAAUUUCCAGCAAAGGCCGUAUGAAUCAGAAAUUCACGCGUAAAUGCACUCACUUCCAUUCGCCUUUCAAAACGCCAUUUUCCCCACCCGUCUUUUAACACCUAGUUGUCCCACGUUCCUCCUGAGACCUGGCAAAAUUCGGAGCAUUUCAUCCAUAACAGCACGGAAAUCUUACUUCUGUACACAAAUCAGUAUCUGCUUGGGCACAGAUGUCUAUCUCUAUCGGCCAUCCGUUUGAUCGUCGUUUGUCACCUGGAUCAUUUCAUCAUUUGAGUUUCCCACUGCCGCCGCUCUGCUUUUGCUAUCUAUCCGUGACUUUGUUCGCGAUACUUGAUUUUUUCACCCUCAUACCGAGCGUCAUAGGGUGUUGGAUUUCGUUUUGUUUCUUUUUUUGUUUGUUCGGGUAUGGCUUCUCAUAGUGCUGGGCCACACGCCAAUUGGUUGUUUGCACCAUCUGCCAGUUUGAUCUGAUAUACGCAUUAGUACCCGGUUGGUAACCAAGCUGCUGUUUCGCGCUGAACCUCUCAGGUUUCAGCCCAUCACCAUAGAUUCAUAUCUCCUUUUGAUAUGCACACUUAGAUCAAUCAAUCAUCAUGGUAACUGCCCUCUGCUUAUAAUCCACAGCCUUUGUUUUUUUUUCUUUUUGGCACCCACUCUCCUUGGGAUGUUUCUCUCCAUUCUGUAUAGCUCUGUGUUAAUUGAUUGGCUAGAAUCGAGAUCUCGACUAGGGCAUUGUUUUGUUUUGGUCGGCUUCAUCUUCAGUAGUCGUUUGCAUGCAGUAUCCUUUUUGCUUUUUAUCGUCAUCAUCGCUGCUGCGGACGUCGUAA
This is a messenger RNA of Opisthorchis viverrini, 4229 nucleotides long. RefSeq lists its product as hypothetical. Lineage: Eukaryota; Metazoa; Platyhelminthes; Trematoda; Opisthorchiida; Opisthorchiidae. The transcript has 13 exons. Bases 37 to 3381 code for a protein of 1114 amino acids. The record is from RefSeq and is a predicted model, not a curated record.